Messenger RNA from Dermacentor silvarum, 1395 nucleotides. RefSeq names its product spliceosome RNA helicase DDX39B. Bases 52 to 1317 code for a protein of 421 amino acids. The record is from RefSeq and is a predicted model, not a curated record. Lineage: Eukaryota; Metazoa; Arthropoda; Arachnida; Ixodida; Ixodidae. The transcript has a single exon. Gene Ontology annotation, molecular function: RNA binding; RNA helicase activity; ATP binding. Gene Ontology annotation, biological process: mRNA splicing, via spliceosome; mRNA export from nucleus.
GUCGGAGAGCUCACUAGGUUUGUUGACGAACCAGACGCACAAAGAAACGCCAUGGCUGACAACGACUUGUUGGACUACGAGGACGAGGAAGAUCAGGAGCAGACCGUGGGUGAAACGAUCCCCGAAGUAAAGAAACCUACCGGAGGCUAUGUGUCCAUUCACAGUUCAGGGUUCCGGGAUUUUCUACUCAAGCCCGAACUUUUGCGCGCCAUUGUGGACUGCGGCUUCGAACAUCCAUCCGAAGUACAACACGAGUGCAUACCCCAGGCAGUCCUCGGCAUGGACAUCCUGUGUCAGGCCAAGUCUGGCAUGGGAAAGACUGCCGUGUUCGUCCUGGCUACUCUGCAACAGCUUGACCCUGUCGAAAGCCAGGUGUCUGUGCUGGUGAUGUGCCAUACCCGAGAGCUGGCCUUCCAGAUAUCCAAGAAGUAUGAGCGUUUCUCCAAGUACCUGCCGUCAGUACGUGUUGGCGUAUUGUUUGGCGGCAUGAACAUUGCCAAUGAUGAGAAAGAGCUCAAAAGCAGCUGCCCACACGUUGUGGUGGGCACACCUGGCAGAGUCCUGGCCCUAGUUCGUUCCCGUAAACUGCAGCUGAAGCACAUCAAGCACUUUGUUCUGGACGAGUGUGACAAGAUGCUCGAGCAGCUGGACAUGCGUCGGGAUGUCCAGGAGAUCUUUCGCAGCGCUCCUCACGAGAAGCAGGUCAUGAUGUUCAGCGCGACGCUGAGCAAGGAUAUCAGACCUGUUUGCCUCAAGUUUAUGCAAGACCCAAUGGAGGUGUACGUGGAUGACGAGGCCAAGCUGACACUGCACGGUCUGCAGCAGUACUACGUCAAGCUGAAGGACAAUGAAAAGAACCGCAAGCUGUUUGAGCUGCUGGACCUCCUCGAGUUCAACCAGGUGGUGAUCUUUGUCAAAACGGUGCAGCGCUGCAUGGCUCUGGCCCAGCUGUUGGUAGAACAGAACUUCCCUGCCAUUGCCAUCCACCGGGCAAUGACCCAGGAGGAAAGGUUGUCACGCUACCAGCAGUUCAAGGACUUUCAGAAGCGGAUUCUUGUUGCCACAAACUUAUUUAGACGAGGGAUGGACAUUGAGAGAGUUAACAUUGUGUUCAACUUUGAUAUGCCUGAGGACUCCGACACCUACCUCCACAGGGUUGCUCGAGCUGGACGUUUUGGCACCAAGGGGUUGGCGGUGACAUUUGUAUCGGAUGAGCAGGAUGCAAAAACCUUGAAUGAAGUGCAAGACCGGUUUGACGUGAACAUCUCUGAGCUGCCCGAUAAAAUCGACACUUCCUCUUACGUUGAAGGCCACUGAGCUCCAUCGUUUUCAAAGAAGCAUUGGACAGGCUGUCCAGUCAUCUCAUCUGAAGCUUUUUUAUAAGUUUUCACCUCA